GAGGAUGAGCAGGAAUCCCAAUUGCUCUACGAAAACAUUGAGCUACGAAAACCGAAAACAGUCUACGAAAAUCUACGUGGCGAGGAAACGAAACUCAUUUUAGAGCCAGACCUCAAACCAAACGUCAACAGUGAUCGAAUCGAAUUGGAUAGUCUCGACAGUUUGCCCGACAACAUGGAACAGGAGCUCGAGCUGCCAACAGAACUCCAUCUGGCACCAAUGCCAGCCAUGCCAGUCAGCAAAUCGCCAUCUUUCAGUGUCAAGGAGUUGGCCAAUAAAUUCGAGAGUUCACCCGUGGAGCAGCUGCCCAGCUUUGACUUUUCGGUGCGCGGCGGCUCCAUGAAGAAGCCAAAUGAGUUGAGUGUGCCUCUGUCCAUGCCCAAGGCCAUGCCCGCACCUGUCUCACUAAAGAAACUGAACAACGCACAGAAGAUCACGCGUUCACUGGACGAGAAUGCCUUUGUGCGUGAGUUUGGGGGCAAAAAGUUGCAGGAUCUGUCGUUGAGCAAGUUGCCAGAACUGCCAGAAAUGACAAGUCGCCGCAAGAGCUUCGAUUUUACGCGUCCCAAGACUUUGAAUCCCCCAAAGAGGCUGCCGGGGAUGAGCAUCACCGAGGAGAUCUGUCAGAAUCUGACGUGGCUGCAGCUGGACAACAAGGGGCGACGUCUGCCCCUGGCCGAUGGCGAGACGCAGCGAACCAUCAACACCCCGGCGGUGGGGGCAGCCUAUGGCGUGAGGCGCUAUCAGGCCCAGGCCCUGGACGAAAUUAACAUCGAAGUGGGGGAUAUGAUCUCAGUGAUCGACAUGCCCAGUCCCGCCGAGUCGAUUUGGUGGCGCGGCAAGAAGUCCCAUCUGCAAAAGUCCCUCUACGAGGUGGGCUUCUUUCCGCAGUCGUGUGUGGCCACCAUUGGCGACAAGGUGCCGAGGAAUUUCCCCAUGCCAGCGCCCCUAGUGGGCCAUAUGGAUGCCUCACCCACGCAGCCAGUGCUGCGGAAACAUGGCAAGCUGAUAGCCUUCUUUCGAUCCUUUAUCCUGUCGCGUCCGUCGCGGCGGCGGCUCAAACAGAGCGGCAUUUACCGCGAACGGGUGUUCAACUGCGAUUUGUCGGAACAUUUGCUAAACAGCGGCCAGGAUAUACCCAUGGUCCUGCGAUCCUGUGCGGAGUUUAUAGAAAAUUAUGGUGUCAUUAUGGUCGAUGGCAUCUAUCGACUCUCUGGCAUCACCUCGAAUAUCCAGCGUUUGAGACGCGCCUUUGACGAGGAACGAGUCCCGGAUCUAGGAAAUCCGGAGAUGAAACAGGACAUCAAUGCCGUCAGUUCGUUGCUAAAAAUGUACUUCCGUGAGCUGCCAAAUCCUCUGUGCACCUACCAGCUUUACGACAAUUUCGUGGAGGCCAUACAGGUGAAGGCCGACGAGGCGGAUGAGCGUCUGAGGCUGAUGAAGGAGACGGUAUUGAAGCUGCCGCCGCCACACUACAGAACCCUCAAAUAUCUGGCUGAGCAUUUGUACAAGGUCUCGCAGCAUCACGAACGCACUGGCAUGACGGACAAGAAUCUGGCCAUUGUUUGGGCCCCCAAUUUGUUGCGUUCCCCUGCCCUCGAGUCUGGUGGGGUGGCCGCCCUUCGAGGCGUUGGCGUCCAGGCCGUGGUCACCGAGUACCUGAUACGGAAUUGCCAUAACAUAUUCGAUGCUCUGGAGGAUCAGCGUCACAGUGUGCUGCCAGUGGCAGUGGCACUGAAUCCUAGCGAGAGAGGAGAGCUCCGUUUGGAGUCCCUCACCGACUGCGAGAGCCUGCUGGUGGAACAACGCGAACAGGAUCAAUCUUUGGGUAUGGUAGAGCGCCCCAAGAGCCUGAGCACGGGAGGAGCCAAGCUCAUCAGCCUGGAGGAGGCCCAAGAGCGACACUCACGCAUCGAGGGGGGAGAUCUGAAGCAUUCGCUGCCGAUUAGCACGCUGGCAAGCAGCUGCAGCAGCACCACCAAUGCCGCUGCUGCUGCUGGGAACGCAGCCACCAAUAUAGGAUCUUACAUCGAGGUGGGGGGAGGUCCCUCCAGUCUCCCCGACAAAUACCACACAGUGCUGUCGGCGCCACGCAGCUGGCAGAAGCGUAAACCAGACAAAACGCCCUCAUGGAAGUCGAUUUUUACGCGCAGUCAGCGUCAGGGCAAUGUCGAUCCCUGCCACAAGAUCACCAUUGAAGCGGGUGGAGGAAAAUUGGAUCCUGUGUCCUCGCGCGUUAGCUUUGUCCAGGCCUCCCAUGCGCAUGCCAGCAAGGAGCUCUCGAAGCACGACAAGCCCAAAUCCAUAGAGCUGCUGGAGACGACACACGAACGAGAGCCCAAGCCCAUGGAGCUGUGCAUACGCUCCAAUUCCAUUGACAGCCUGCGGACGGUGGGUCAUUCGCGCAGCGUCUCCCAUGACUCGUACUUUGACCUGCUGCAGUCCCCCCAGCGGGGACACGUGACCACCUGCCCCUCGAGGGAGCUCUCAGAGCUGGGGCUCAAUUUCGAUCGCGAGGAGCCGGAGAUGCGCAUCUUUUCGGAGAGCGAAUCGCUGGUCAGUUUCCCGCGUGUGGGCAAAGAGAACGUCCCCCCGGCCUCGGGCUGCGCCACGCGCAGGAUAAUGCGCGCCCGCCCCGAGGAGUUCCCCAAUCAGACGAACAGCGUGAAUCCCAGUCCCAAGAAGCAGCCGCGUCUCAAUCUAUUGUCUCCCUCGUCGGCCAGGGCCCUGCCUCUUCCAUUGCCAGCCACUGCCGUGGCGGCAGCGGCUCAACCGGGGCCGCAGCACCAUUGCGGCCACGAGCCAGCGGGUGCGGAGAACUGCUGCAAGCGCUACAAGCUGGAGGAUCAGCUCUGCGAUAUACAGUUUAUUGAUUGCGGCACGCCCGAGCAUGCGCCGACGGUGCAGCAACAGUUUGCCAGCGUGGAAGUGCAUCCGCCACCGAAGCCCGCUAGGUCGCAUGUGCCAGGACCCACAUCUCCUGCCUCGGCGCGGUAUAGCUAUCCCUCAGUGCAGUUGGGGGCCAAGCGAAAGGAGCAGCAGGCGGCCAAGGAGAGAUUUAGCUACCAGGGGACGUUCAUGCAGCAAGGGGGGAAGCCAGAGCAGACCCCACGUGCCGCAGUGCACAAUAACACGGUACCAAUGCGCACCAAACCCCGAGUGGAACUGCCGCCAGAUGCCACCGAUUCGCAGGGAAAGCUUUCGGUGGCCACACCCACAACGCCACAAAGGAGUCCACGAUACAGCCUGCUGCUGUGCGACACGGAGGAGAGCUCUGAGAACAGUUCGGCUGUGACCACACCCCAAUACGAUAUGGAGCCACUGAUGCGAACCUCAGCGAUGUCGGGCAUCUCUGGGGUAUCCUCCAACAUGUAA
This is a messenger RNA of Drosophila miranda, 3375 nucleotides long. RefSeq names its product GTPase-activating protein CdGAPr-like. Bases 175 to 3375 code for a protein of 1066 amino acids. The record is from RefSeq and is a predicted model, not a curated record. NCBI's taxonomy places the organism in Eukaryota, Metazoa, Arthropoda, Insecta, Diptera, Drosophilidae. The transcript is spliced from 3 exons. Gene Ontology annotation, molecular function: GTPase activator activity; protein binding. Gene Ontology annotation, biological process: small GTPase-mediated signal transduction.